GCUAAAACAAACUACAUAUACUCCGUGACCCCUCCCCCGACUAGACUCCUCUAUCUAAUUAUUGCUUUUCGUAUAUUCACAAAAUCACCAGUUAGCAGCAAAAUGGAUUCUAUUCUAUAUGCAAAUGAAGUCGGCGAAGGACUUCCAGUUUUGAUCAUUCAUGGAUGGCAGAUGCAGGGAAAGGUCGAGGAGCUAGACUUUGAGCCAAUUUUCAGCAAAACGCCAGGACUUCGCCGCAUAUACGUGGACCUCCCAGGAAUGGGCAAAACACCUGCGAAUAAUGUCAAAGAUCAGGACGAAGUUUACCUUCGCCUGGUGCAAUUCAUUGACUCUCGACUUGGAAAGUCAAGAUUUCUGGUCAUCGGCUCAUCAUGCGGUGGUUACCUCGCACGCGCGAUAGCUCACAAAUACACUGAGCAAGUCGAUGGGUUACUGCUACGCGUACCACUUAUUGACCCAGAUGACAGCAAGCGCGAUCUCGAUGCUUUCAUACCUUUAGUUGCAAAUGAGCAGCUUAUGGCGACCAUAUCAGCCGAAGAUAAAUCACUUCUUGGAGAUGUUCUCAUCCAAACGCCUGCCUACGUUGCAAGUUUAAAGGCUAAAUUUGAGAAUGUCUGGGUUCCAGCAGAAAAGGCAUCAGACAACAAAGUGUUGGAUCCAAUCCGAACAGAUCCAAAUCGAUAUCAGCUAUCCUUUUCGUUGGACAAUGAAGGUGCCAAGUUCUUUGCCCCCACACUUGUUGUAUGUGGUCGACAAGACACCGUUGUGGGCUACCGAGACAGCCUUCGUUUGCUGGAGCUCUACCCACGAUCAACUUUCGCUGUUCUAGAUCGUGGUACGCAUGGGCUUCCGAUCGAUGAGACUGGUGUUUUCGAAGCUCUUGUUCGUGAUUGGAUAACCCGAGUUGAUGAAUGGAGAGGUCGUACGGACAGAUGAGAGAAAUCGCCCAUGUCAAUUCUCUUACAGCAACUCUUACAUCAACAGCAAUCGCAAGUAACUGAGUCGGUCAAGACCUAAGGUUAUAAUCUUGAGGAAUAGUUAUAAAUUGGUGAGCAUUGCCAAAGCACUUAUUUGGAUUGUUUAGUUCCCUAUCUAUGCAUAGAUAUAGAAUAAGAUCCUGUGGGGAGUAGGGGCUUCUAGUGGUACUUCUAAAGGGAGAAUGUUAACAAUAGGCUACUUGAAGCAGCGUUUGUCUCUCAUGAAAGAAUAAUAGUAUCUUAGGACUUCACAUACCCUCAACCUUCGCUUAUACGGUCACUGAACUUCAUUUAAGCUUCUCCAUGUACAGAAUCUGUCCCCAAACCUUAUUGCAGGAUAGUAAUAUAUAUAUCUAUC
Molecule: messenger RNA, 1335 nt
Organism: Trichoderma harzianum CBS 226.95
Lineage: Eukaryota; Fungi; Ascomycota; Sordariomycetes; Hypocreales; Hypocreaceae
Exons: 1
Coding region: 103-936 (277 amino acids)
Source: RefSeq, a predicted model, not a curated record